Messenger RNA from Ananas comosus (pineapple), 1708 nucleotides. Its product is annotated as la-related protein 6B. The transcript has 11 exons. Gene Ontology annotation, molecular function: mRNA binding. NCBI's taxonomy places the organism in Eukaryota, Viridiplantae, Streptophyta, Magnoliopsida, Poales, Bromeliaceae. The record is from RefSeq and is a predicted model, not a curated record. Gene Ontology annotation, biological process: RNA processing. Gene Ontology annotation, cellular component: nucleus. The coding region runs from base 155 to 1474 and encodes 439 amino acids.
CGUUGCCCCUACCUUUCCCGCCUCGGGCCUAUAAAUACCCGUCGGAGCUCGCCCCUUCUCUUUUUGAGAAUUCUCCUCUCCGCUAUUCUCCGCCCUCGCGGGCCCUUAUCGUUAACGAGCGAAGCCGCGCAAAACCCUAAUUCGUGUAACCCUAAUGGCGCAGGAGAUCCCCGAUCAAACCCUAGAAAUCCCCGAGGACCCGAUCGCGUCCCCCGGCCCCGAUCCCGCCGAGCCCGCGCUCGCGCGGAGCGGAUCCGCCAGCCGACUCAACGCCCGGGCGCCGGAGUUCGUCCCGCGCGCCGCGGCGGUGAUCCACGUGUUCCCGGCGGCGCCGCCGAGCCCGACGUUCUUCGCCUCCGGUGCGGUCCCGGGAGCUUUCGAGUAUUAUGGGGUCGGAGGCGCAGGCUUUGGGGAGCACGAGGUGGUUCAGGGGCCGGUUGAUCCAGAUCCGGCGCCGGCGCCGCCGACGGUGCCGGCCAAGGAGGGUCUUUCGGAUGAGGUUGUUCAGAAGAUCACCAAGCAGGUGGAAUAUUAUUUCAGUGAUGCAAACCUGGCAACUACUGAACACUUGAUGAGGUUUAUUACUAAAGAUUCAGAGGGAUUCGUACCAAUAUCAGUUAUCGCUGCUUUUAAGAAAAUCAAAGCUUUAGUCCACAACAAUUCCUUGCUUGCUAAUGCUCUCCGGACAUCCUCGAAACUUGUUGUUAGCGAUGAUGGGAAAAAAGUCCGGCGUCAGCAGCCCUUUACAGAAGCAGAUGUGGAAGAACUCCAGUCACGCAUUGUUGUUGCUGAGAAUCUACCAGAGGAUCAUUGUUACCAGAACCUUAUGAAGGUUUUCUCUGCUGUUGGCAGUGUCAAGACAAUACGUACCUGCUAUCCUCAGACUCCCAAUGGUACUGCUCCUGUAACUAACAGGUCUGCCAAACUGGAUAUGCUUUUCGCCAACAAGCUGCAUGCGUUUGUGGAGUACGAGACUAUUGAUGAUGCCGAGAAAGCAGUUGCUGAGCUAAAUGAUGAGAGGAACUGGAGAAGUGGGCUCAGAGUUCGUUUACUGAACAGAUGCAUGACAAAGCAAGGGGUAGGGCGAGGACGAAAGGGAGGGCAUGAAGGUGAUGGGAAUGGAGAGGAGGAGGAUGUCUCCACAUCAGACCACCCACAUGAGAAGCAUCUGGAAGAUAACUCUCAACUAUCUGAACCAAUGCAUGAGCAUGUGGCAGAGGAGAGCUUCAAUGAGAAGGAAACCGGCAUAAGGCGAGGGAAAGGCCGUGGCCGCGGGAGGGGACGAGGGCGUGGCCACCACAAUAACCGCAAUGGAGGGAACCACCAUGUUGGCACUCCGCCCUCUAGCCACCCGAUUCACAACGAGCCACCAGCUGGUGCAAAUAAACAGCCUCCCGGACCUCGGAUGCCAGAUGGGACAAGAGGAUUCACGAUGGGCAGGGGAAAGCUGCUGACAUCAACCAGCACCACUUGAAGAAGAUUUCGCAAUAUUUAAUAUUUGUAUGCCGCUUAUCAUGUUUGGUGUGCUGUUGAUAGAGUGAUUUUAAUAUGCGUUGCUUGUCACUGGUUCGCGUCCGUCCAGAAAUGUGUUAUCUUAUAUUUUGGGGAUUAGAGACUGUGUGUGUGCUGUUCAAUGUGUGCUUAUACUUUGGCCCUUUGAGGAGCAUUUUGGUUUCUCUUUUUUUCAGACUUUAUUUCCUUCUUCUUC